AGAGAGAGGGGGAGAGAGAGGGAGGAGGGAGAGGGAGAGAGAGGGAGAGGGAGGGAGAGAGAGAGGGAGGGAGAAGGGGCAAAAUGAGGAUACUGAUUCUUAAGCCAAAAUGAGAAGUUAAUGGAUGUUGUAUCAAACCUUUGGCUGUUUAAGAAUAGAUAAUAACCUCGGGUUGGAUCUGCACUGUGACUUCUAUCCCACUAUAAACAGAGAGAAAACAGUGUUAUGUACCCUGGCAGAUUGAGCAACUUUGGAAGUUUUGGCUUUUGUGUUGAGUUAAUGAUGCAUCAUCAAUAACUCACACUGAGACGUAAGGCGAGAUAUCGGCUUUUAUUGACUGGAAGAAGGAACCAGGAGUGAGUGUCUAUCAUACAAGGUCUUGGAGACUGAGGCCGAGCGUCAGGCCGCAGAUCUCCUUUAUACAGGGGCCUGUGGGAGGAGCCACAGGAGCAGUCAGCAGGGGCGUGUCCCGACAGGCACAUAGUUCACCACAGUUAACAUUCUCAGAGCUGAGUUCACAUGAAGCGGAAUCCUGAACUCCUCUCCACUUUGCAGAACUCCAUCAAAUAAAUAGUGAUUAAUCAGCGACGGCCAUUGCCCACAGCCAGUCUGUGCUCGAGAGGCUCCAGCAUAAUCUCACUCGGGUUUUGACUCCGUUGAGGUGGAAGAGCAAGACCCUGGUGUAAGAAGGCAACCUGGUUACGGGGCAUCAAUGAUCAACGGGCGUUGGAAUCGUCGCCUGAAAGGCUGGUGAGAGACGCAACAACAGUUGUCUGAAUUUUUGUAGCGUCUUUAAUCGUCCCAGGUCGUUUCAGAAGAAUUUCUCCGAGCCGGUCCUGAAGAAGGCACGGGGGGAGAUCUUCAAGUGCUCAGCUGAAGAGGGCGGACGGCGGAUGAACCGGGAGACGAUGGGGGAGGAGAGCGCGGCCAACGGCAGCUGGCCGGUGACCUUCCCCGGGACGGACCUGCUGCAGCGGUACAAGCCCUUCUUCAUCCUGCUGUACGGCGCGCUGGUGGCCGUGGCCUGCGUGGGCAACGCCUUCCUGAUCGGCUGCAUCGCGGCGGACAAGAAGCUCCACAACGCCACCAACUUCUUCAUCGGCAACCUGUCGGCCGCCGACCUGCUGAUGUGCCUGUGCUGCGUGCCCCUCACCCUGUCCUACGCCUUCGAGCCGCGGGGCUGGCUCUUCGGCGGCUUCAUGUGCCACCUCACCUCGCUGCUGCAGUCCGCCACCGUCUACGUGUCGGUGCUGUCGCUGACGGCCAUCGCGGUGGACCGCUACAUGCUGGUGGCGCACCCCGUCCGCCGGCGGAUCGGGCUCGGCGCCUGCGGCACCGCCGUGGCCGGCAUCUGGCUGCUGUCGCUGGCCCUGGCCGCGCCGGCCGCCGCCCACGUCCGCUACCUGGAGCUCCCUGCCAUCGGCUUCAGCGCCUGCGGGGAAUCCUGGCCGGCGUCGGAGAGCCAAAAGAUAGCGUACUCAUGCACCGUUCUGCUCGUGUCCUACAUGCUCCCUCUCUCCGCUGUCAUCGCCUCUUACUGCGCCAUCACCGUCCACUUGAAGAGGCGGGACACUCUGGAGGAAUCGGGGAGGAAUCCUGUCCACUGGGGCAAGCGGAAGAGGAGGACCUUCCUUCCCCUGGUGGUCUCGGUCCUGGUCUUCGGCAUCAUCGACCUGGACACCAAGCUGACCAUCCUCAACUACCACCACAUCAAGGUCCUACACCUGUCCUGCCACUGGCUGGUCAUGAGCUCCUCCUGCUACAACCCCUUCAUCUGCGCCUCGCUCCACAGCAAGUUCCAGCUCUGCCUCCGAGGCUAUGUGCAGCGAAGGAAGAGGAAAGACGGCCUCGUGUCCAACGUCCUGUCCCCUGCUGCCCCCACCAGCAGCUGACUAAACCACCCCCCCCAACCCUGAUAUAGUCAGCUGCACCUGAACUUUGAACCCUUCAGGGUUGAACUCUGAACUUUGUACUCCUUCCUUGAGAUUGACAAUUGGGGCUGGAUCCUCACAGUACCGUGUCCUACAGGGAUCAACGCACAUCCCUGGCUUGAGAACCUGUAACAAAUCCCUCAUUGUAACACAACUGCAGUGAUUUUGCUCGAUCAACGAUGCCAAACCCAAUUCCAAUCACUGACCUGGUCAGCUCCCAUGGACAGAGAGCAUGUGAGGACAAAGAUGUGACAGAGCAGAAGAUGAUCUCCUUUGCAGUUUGGUUUAAGUUAUUUUAUUGAGGUAUAGCGCCCCGCCACACAGCAAUCACCCUAUUUAAUCCUGGCCUAAUCACAAUUUACAAUGACCAAUUAACCUACCAACCGGUAUAUCUUUGGACUGUGGGAGGAAACCGGAGCACCCGGAGGAAACCCGCAUGGUCACGGGGAGAACGUACAAACUCCUUACAGGCAGUGGUGGGAUUUUUUGUGGUUGGUGAUUAAGGGUGGGGCAAUGAGGGUGAGGCAGCUGUUCCCAGUGUAAGAAGAGGAAAGUCUGUGAAGGAAAAGCAAGAGGUCACUGGCUCACCCAUGCGAAAUGAUCACGAGAACAGAAGAGGCAGAGACUGGGCACUGAUCCUCCAGCUGGCUGGCAGAGUUAUUACCUCGGGACUGUUAUGGGCAUUGUGGAGGGGCACGAUACAGGGUGAGAGUAGGGAGGGAGGAUUCUGAACUUUCUAGAUUGACCUCUUCCCGCUCUCAGUCCACAAAAGAGACCCAUAUCAGAAUCAGGUUUAUCAUCACUCCCAGAUGACAUGAAAUUUGGGUUUUUUUUUGUGGCACAGUGCAAUACAUAAAGUUGCUAAGCUCCUGUGCAAAUGCCUUGGGUACCCAAGGCAUAUAUACAUAUAUAGCCAGGGUACCCAAGGCUAUAGUGUUGGCGCGUGGCCAAGUGGUUGCGUUUAUCUAGAGUCUAGUUAUCUGAAGGUCGCUAGUUCGAGCCUUGGCUGAGGCUGCGUGUGUGUCCUUGAGCAAGGCACUUAACCACACAUUGCUCUGCGACAACACCGGUGCCAAGCUGUAUGGGUCCUAAUGCCCUUCCCUUGGAGAACAUCAGUGGCAUGGAGAGGGGAGACUUGCAGCUUGGGCAACUGCCAGUCUUACACAAAAAAAAACCUUGCCCAGGCUUGCCCCUUGGAAACUUUCCAAGGUGCAAAUGCAUGGUCUAUCAAGACUAACGGAGGCCUACACGCAAUAAUAUACAAUAAUAUAUAUAUACACACAAACGUGUGUGUGUGUCUGUGUGUUUAAGACUUUUGCACAGUACUGUAUAUUGAGUCAAAUUGCUCUCAUUACAUGAGAAAUGGAGUCUAUAAUUGUCUCCUCACUUGUCUGGGCAAAUGCCUUGGUCCAGUAAGGCCCAAGUCUACAAUGGUUCAAUGAGCUAGUAUGAAAAGAAGGAGAAACUCUGUCAUGUUAACCAAGAAACCACUCUAUUCUUACAUAAACCAAUCAUCUUCACUAUAACGUCCUUCAUGUAAAUAAAUAUGUCACCCAUACCUGGCCUGGGCUGGACGUGACUCCAGCCGGAUUCAUGUGUACGACCCUUGGAUUCCCUCUGUGACGAUACUGCAGAGCAUCCAGUUGUAUGGGGGGCUAGUAGACUUGUCAGUCGAAAGCCAUUGCCAGUGAUCGACCUGUCCGAGGGAUGUAGCAUCCCUUUUCCAUUGGUUGUUUUGCUUGUCACGACUCCGGUGUCGGGCGCCGGGCACCUCGGGGAUAUAAGAAUAGCGCGUGUGAGAGACUCGUGCUCUGUCCCUUGUCUCCAGGGGCUCACCGACGCAUUGAGAUCGUGACCAGUGCUGAAGAACCGUUGGGAAAUGGUGCUGCAGAUGUAGAAGGGCCCACACGCUCACUUAGCUAAGUAUUCAUUUGCUGAACGUGUAGUUUUGCAGUUGUGUAACUUGGGGAGACUUAGCUGAUUGGUGGAAUGUUUUACUGUUAAUGUUAAUAUGUUUAUUCAAAAUCAAUGUCUUCUGUUGCACUUCCUCAUAACAGAAAUCUGCAAAGAAUUAAAUCUGAUAGCCAACCUUGACCUUGAAUUCAGUAAAGUUGAUCCCAGACCAUUUAGGCUUGCAAUGGUUGAGUCACGGUGGGAAAGUGGAAAGGGACUGGACAGGGAGAGAAAGACUGGGAUCAAGGCGUGGAGCAAGACCUUGAGAGAAUGACUCAGAGUUAUGGACUGACGCAGGACCUUUGACCAAACUGUUCUGUACUUACUAAAUGUUUAUCAUCCGUUAGUUCAUUAUGUGCCGUGACGUGGGUGAUCAUGGUCUUUUCACGACCAUCAUUGUUCUUGGCAAAUUUUUCUACAGAAGUGGUUUGCCAUCGCCUUCUUCUGGGCAGUGUCCUUACAAGAUGGCUGACCCCCAGCCAUUAUCAAUACUCUUCAGAGAUUGUCUGCCUGGCAUCAGUGGUCGCAUAACCAGGACCAGCUGCUUGUAAUACCUUCCACCACCUGCUCCCCUGGCCUCAGGUGACUCUGAUUGGGGGAGCUAAGUAGGUGCUGCACUUUGCCCAGGGGGUGACCUGCAGGCUCCGGACGGGAGGUUUACACCUCCUUAGGUAGAGAUAUAUCUCCACCCUCCCACCUGGGAACAUUCAUCAAGCAAGGCCCAUUUGCUUGUGUUUGGUUCAUAUCCUUCUUAACCAGGAGCUCCCAAUUUUUUUUGUGCCAUGAACCAAUAAGCAAGGAGACUGAGGAUUCCAGAUUGGGAACCUCUGCUCUAAACCUUUCCUGUCCAUGUUCCUAUCAAAGAAUCUACUUGUCUCAGUGUCUCCUAUAUUAGUUAUUGUAUCUGCUUCAACCACUUCCUCUGGCAGCUUGUUCCAAAAUCAAACUGAAGUUUGCUCCUCAAGUUUUUAUUAAGUUUUUUCCCCUCUCAGCUUAAAAUUCUGCUCAUUAGUUCUUGACUCCCGACCUAUGGAAAAAAGGUUGCGUUGUUUCACCGAGCCCAUGCCUCUCAUGAUUUUCAAAGCACUUUUAUUACCAAAGUAUGCGUAAACCUUGAGAUUUGUCUGCUUACGGGCAGCCACAGAGAACACAGUUAAAAAAAACUAACCAACACCCAAUGCGCAGAGAGGGAGAAAGGAAAACAAAUUAUGCGAACAAUAGAGUUGGCAUCGGCACUCAGAAUGAAAUUGUGUCCGUACACACCGGGAGCCUGGAGCAGCCGGAGUCGGCCACGGUCUCGGUCUCAGUUCGUCACGCAGCGGAGCAAAUCGCAGCAAAGCUUGCAGACACUAAGCCCAGGGCAGCCUCAGCCCCGAGGAAAACUGGGUAAAAGGUCACGGAGCAGAACCGGCUUGACCCUUCCCAACACCCUGCCUUUUCAGUCCAUUUGGCCCGGGUUUCAAGUUGUCCAGACACCGCGAUGGAGCACUUCAAUAAGAUCACCUCUCAGCCUCCUACGCCCCAAGGAAUAAAGUCUAAUCCUCUCCAAAAUUCAGUCCCUCGAGUCCUAGCAACAGCUUCUUAGAGCUUUUCUGUACUCUUUCCAGCUUAAUAGCACCUUUCUAUAGUAAGGGGGACCAACCCUGAACAAAGUGCUCCAGGAGUCAGAACAGAUCUGACAGCUCGAUGUCCACAAGACACUUUGACGGUGUAAGUAUUGUACCGGGAGAUGUUAUUCAGAGGAGGCACGCAAUGCUUUGAGUAUAAAAGAAUGAGAGAUGAUUGCAUCGAACUCCUUUGGAGAUAAUGCAUGUGUAAAAUCAACGUCUGGGUAGUCAAAAUAAGGUGGUCGGCCAAAUGGGACAGAGAUGGGGAGAAGUUCCUUUGUCAAGAGAGUCAGAGUCGGAAUCAGGUUUAAUAUCACUGGACAAUGUUGUGAAGUUUAUUGUAUUUGCGGCAGCUGUACAAUGCAAUACAUAAUAAUAGAAAAAACAUGAAGUGCAGUAGAUAUAUAAGAGUAAAAGUACGGAGGUAGCAUCCAUGGCUUCAAUAUCCAUUUAGAAAGCUGAUGGCAAAAGGGGAAAAAGCUGUUCCGGAAUUGUUGAGUGUGUGCCUUCAGAUUUCUGUACUUUGUCCCCGAUGGUAACAAUGAGAAGAAGGUAUGAUUUGGGUGAUGGGCGUCCUUAAUGAUGGACGACACCCUUCUGAGGCUUUGCUCCUCGAAGGUGUCCUGAGUACAAUGGAGACGAGGGCCAAUGAUGGAGCUGGCUAAGUUCACAACUCUCUGCAGAUUAUUUCGACCCUGUGCAGUAGCCCCCCACCCCUCCAGCACCCGAUACCAGAUGGUGAUGCAGCCAGUUAGAAUGUUCUUCACGGUACAUCGGUAGAGAUUUGCAAGGGCGGUGAAUCUUUGGCAGUUUUGCCCAAGAGGGCUUUAACCGAGUACUUUUAAGACAAGGAUGGUGGAUUUUAGAGGACUAAUGGAGUCAAGGGACAUGGGGUUGGUAAAAGAGAGUGGCACUGACAAAUGUCAGCUAUGAUUUUACUGAAUGGCCUUCUGUUUGGAAUGGUUACGGCUGACUAUAACCUUAUGAUCCAGAGCAUCUAUUCUUACUGUCAAGUCAGGCUCUGGUUCAAACUACAGAGAAAGUGCAGUGUAGGAAAACAUUAGGGGUGUAAGGUCAUAAUGAGGUGGAUUGUGAUUUCAAGAGUCUAUCUGAUCGUACUAGGAAACUAUUUAAUAGUCAAUUUAGCAGCGGAGUAAAAGCUGUCCUUAGCCUGAUGUCACCUACUUUCAAUCUUCUGUUACCUUUACCCGCCAGGAGAGGGGAUCCUCAAUGGAGGUCAGCAUCUUCCUUGGUGUUAUCGUUUCAGAGGGCCUGUCCUGGGCCCAGCUCGUAAGGGCAGUUAGGAAGAAAACACGGCAGUGCCUCUAUAUCCGCAGACUCACUGCCCUCUGGCUAAGCAAAUUCCUCCCUAUCUCUGCCGGUCUGAAGGUUUUCAAUAAUGUGGAAAGUGGGAGAGGCUGCACGGGAGAAGGGGUUAGGGAGGCCAAUAAUGGGGUGGUAAAUUGGAUUAGUAAGUAUGCAGAUGAUACUGAGAUAGGUGGUGUUGUGGAUAAUGAAGUAGGUUUUCAAAGCUUGCAGAGAGAUUUAGGCCAGUUAGAAGAGUGGGCUGAAAGAUGGCAGAUGGAGUUUAAUGCUGAUAAGUGUGAGGUGCUACAUUUUGGUAGGACUAAUUAAAAUAGGACAUACAUGGUAAAUGGUAGGGCAUUGAGGAAUGCAGUAGAACAGAGUGAUCUAGGAAUAAUGAUGCAUAGUUCCCUGAAAGUGGAAUCUCAUGUGGAUAGGGUAGUGAAGAAGGCUUUUGGUAUGCUGGCCUUUAUAAAUCAGAGCAUUGAGUAUAGGAGUUGGGAUGUAAUGUUAAAAUUGUGCAAGGCAUUGGUGAGCCCAAAUUUGGAGUAUUGUGUACAGUACUGGUCACCGAAUUAUAGGAAAGAUGUCAACAAAAUAGAGAGAGUACAGAGAAGAUUUACUAGAAUGUUACCUGGGUUUCAGCACCUAAGUUACAGGGAAAGGUUGAACAAGUUAGGUCUUUAUUCUUUGGAGUGUAGAAGGUUGAGGGGGGACUUGAUAAGUAUUUAAAAUUAUGAGGGGGAUAGAUAGAGUUGACAUGGAUAGGGUUUUUCCAUUGAGACUAGGGGAGAUUCAAACAAGAGGACAUGAGUUGAGAGUUAGAGGGCAAAAGUUUAGGGGUAACACAAGGGGGAACUUCUUUUCUCAGAGAGAGGUAGCUGUGUGGAAUGAGCUUCCAGUAGAAGUGGUAGAGGCAGGUUCGAUAUUGUCACUUAAAAAAAAUUGGAUAGGUAUAUGGACAGGAAAGGAACGGAGGGUUAUGGGCUGAGUGCAGGUCAGUGGGACAAGGUGAGAGUAAGCGUUCGGCACAGACUAGAAGGGCUGAGAUGGCCUGUUUCUGUGCUGUAAUUGUUAUAUGGCUAUAUAAAUGCUAAUGAACAACAAUAGUUAAAUCUGUUGGAGACGUAUAUUGGAGAAGACAUCUAGAAAUUACAGACUAUAAACAUCAGCAGACACUGGAAAUAGAAGCUGCUUGGAUUUAUCGUUGAGUGUGGAUGACAGCAAUGUAUCCGGUCAGAAGAUAAAGAAAUCUUCCUUGCCAUUUGUGAAACCAGUCUUCAUAGUUUAAACCCUUCAGCCCCUUUACAACCAUAAGAAACUUUUCAAUGAUUCUGCUUUGACCUAGAGGUGGAUUUCUGGAUAAAAAUCCUACCUUUCUCAACCCCUUUAAGUGUACCACAAGGCAAGUGGAUGCAAUAGACAUGAAAGUCCAGCCAAGAGUUUUACAGCAAGGAGGCUGGACUCCGGGGAGCUGAGAAAUUAGGGAGAAAGUGGAAGUUUUUUUCCCCCUGUCACAGUCAGCUCCAAAAGGAAGGAUAAUGUGUCAAGAAAUGUGGAGAUUGCCUGCCAAGUUUGGAUAUUUCAGCUUCAAGAUUUGGAGUUUGCAAUUCAUAAAAAUGACAAACAAGCCAGCAGGUUAUAUAUCAGUACAGUCCUAAGUAACUCACUAUAAGUGUUGAAGGCAUUGUUAAUGUUGUUUUGUCCUUCACUUUAUCCAAACGUUCAGCAGCCUCUGGUUCCAGACUCUCAGCACUGUUUAUCUGUACUACACCAAAUUUGGCAUGGUAAUUGGUUGUUCCUCCAUUCAUUGCCCACGGGUAUUGGUUGUUCAUUCAUCCAGAUAACCAUGGCGAUUGGCUCCUUUCUACAGAUACCCACAGUGACUGGUUGUUCCUUCACUCAGAUAUCUAAGGCCAUUGGCUGUUUAUUCAUCUCUUUACCCAAGGUUAUUGACUGUUCAUUUACCUAGAUGCCCACCAUGAUUGGUUGUUCCACGUGGACAUUGGCUGUUCCUUCACCCAGAUUCCCAAAUUCAUUGGCUGUUACUGCACCCAAAAUUGGAGAGUGAUUGGCUGCUUCUUCACCUUCAUUCAGAUGUCCUCAGUGAUUGGUUGUUCUUUCAUUCAGAUGCCCACAGUGAUUGGCUGUUCCUUCAUUCAGAUGUCCUCAGUGAUUGGUUGUUCUUUCACAGAGUUGCCGAAAGCCGUUGGCUGUUCUUGAUCCCAAGUUCUGACAGUGAUUGUUCUCUCACACAGAUGUUCUUGAGCUCUGUCGGUUCAGCAAAUACUGUCCAGGUGCCCUGUCGUAAUACAGAGUCCCAGUACAUCUGUGACACAUUUUGUCUGUGCCAGUUGACAUCGAGCUCUCGGACCCUGGCCCUGCAGACCACAGCUCCUCAGUUACAUCCCCACACCCCACUUAAAUGUAUUGAGAGUUUCUGCCCCAACACUCCUCCAGGCCGUGAGUUCCAGGCCUCUACCGUCAUCAGAUCAGGGAAAAGUUCUGCUGUUUUUCUUUUCCAUUUCAUCCUGAUGCCAGUGGUCACUGACUGUACUUUCAUUGCCUCCAAGAGGACCACAACCUUGUUGUAGGAUUUGGAGGCUUGUGUUCCUCGAUGACCCGGAGUCAGGGCUUUACGCUUUGACUCUUGGUAGGGUCACCCACGCCAAACAGGUCAAAGGGUAGAGGCCAGACUAAGAGGGGUCCACCGGUCCUCCAGGUUCGGGGUUUCAACUCAGGGCUAACAACCCUGAUUGGUCAAACAAAAUUGUUACAGAAAGAGGAAUGAAGAAUCCUUCUACAUUUGAGUGUGAUGGUAUUCCUGAGUCUCCAUGACUGACGGUAGAGAAAACGGAGAGGAAGCUACUGACACAAUGAACACCACCAGAGAUGGAGGACCUCACCGUUGCCCUAAAAACCAGCAGUGUAAUAGGCAGAAAGUCCUUUCAUUCAGGUAAUACAUGCAAUAUUCGAUAAUUUUUCUCAAUGAAUGACAAACAAGUAUAAUUUUUUUGUGUUAUUAAUUUAAUUGGGUUCUACUUAUCUAGUUUUAGGACUUACAUGAAAAUCUGAUCACAUUUUAGGUUAUACUUAUGCAGAAACAGAGAAAAUUCUCCAGGGUUCACAAACUUUCUAACACCACUGCAUGUGCCCAAGAUUUUUGCACAGCACUGUAAGUACAACAGUAUCAAUGAGAAACAACACAAGAGCAGAGACUGCUAGACAAUCAAUGUGCAAAAGAAGACAAACUGUGCAAAACUAUGACAGAUCAGUGAGCUAUUAGUGAGAUUUCCCUGUGUACAUAUUGGCUACCCAUUACAACAGGGGCUGUAGCGUUGUUCACUUAGCUGAAAAAACACUUUGAAACAUCCUGAUCCCAUGGAAAUUAUAGUAAGAAUGUGAGUCUUCUUAAGUAGCUGAGCCAAAAUAUGGAUAAUGGAUUGAUGUCAUAGAUAGUGUGGGCCAGAACCACGAUCAGGGAACAGGAAUGAUGGCGGCCAUUUUGUGAGAUUGUCCUUGCAGCCCCCAUUUUGUGAACUGUUUGAACUGAUUCUUGUUCUGGGAUAAUUUAAUCAGAGCAAUGGUCCUGAUGAAGGGUCCCAGCUUGAAACAUCAACUAGUUACUCUUUCCCAUAGAUGCUGCCUGGCCUGCUGAGUUCCUCAAUCAUUUUGUCUGUGUUGCAAUGGAACGUGACCUACCAAACCUGAGACCAUUCUCAGACAAGUAGUUAUUUAUUAAGUAAAGUGGCAGGCUUACACAGGAGGAAGCACACAGUCUGGGACACUAGGUUUGAACUAGUCAGAGUUGAAAAGAACAAAAGCAAGAGACUGAGGGCAAAGGCCAUAAAUGAAUGUUGGUUGUGGCCCCGGACUAGAGGCAAAAAGGAGACCCAGGUAGGUUAGUUGACAAUGGGAUGGAGCAGUACCAUUUAAGCUGAUAUGAAGUGUUUUAAACAUUAAGGAGCCUUGAGUGCAAAGCAGUGACAACUCUCCAGAGACCAACCAUCAUGUGUGUGGAGAAGCCCACUGACACUUGGAAAUGGGGGCUGCGAGGAAUGCCUGGCCAGCAUAGAGUCCUUCCCUGGGUAAUACCUUCACUGACUGUUCAUGGCAGGGUCAGGGAAUCCUAGUGGGUGUGCACACAGGAAGUUAGCUUGUGAACCUAUGUGCUUUGAGAAAUAGUUGAGGCAAUAAAGGGUACUUGUUGGUAAAUACUGAUUCUUGCUGUGGUUCUCUGCUCAGGAGAAAAUCCUGGUACCAAUACCCAAUCAGAGCCCAAGUAUAGGGCUUAAACCCUCCCUCUUCCACAGGGCUCUAUGACCCGUCUUUUCCAAUGGGGUAUUGGGGUCACCGCCAAUACCUGCAGGAGAGGAAUUUUAAAGGUGAAAAUUUUAAUUAAUUCAUAAACAGUGGGCAUUUCAGCCAUGUAUUGCUCACCCUUAAUCACCCCCUGAGAAGAUGUUGGUGAGCUGCCUUCUGGAACUGGUAUGACUCCCUGUAAGCGAAGGUGCUUCCCAGUACUGGUGGGACGGGAGUUCCAGGAUUUAAAUCCUGCAGCUAUAAAUAAUAUGGUUAUAUAUUUAGAUACAUUUCUGUUUGACAGUGCUACUGAGCAAUUUUAAACAAGCUAAAUACUUUUUGUUAAGAACGACAAUUUACUCUUCAGCAGGAAUCAAGUGGAAAGGUCACUGGCUUCUUCUGAGAGGACUUACACAGAACCAGAGUCAGACAUAGGACUUGAAAUUUGUUGACUUGCAGCAGCAGUACAAUGCAAUACAGAAAACAACGCUAUAAAUUACAAUAAGAAAUAAGUAGAGGAAAAAGAGAACAAAGAUAGUGAGGUGGUGUUCAUGGGUUCGAUGUCCGUUCAGAAAUCUGAUGGUGGAGGGGGAGAAGCUGUUCCUGAAUCAUUGAGUGUGUGCCUUGAGGCUCCUGAACCUCCUCCUUGAUGGCAGCAAUGAUGGGCAUGUCCUGGGUGGUGGGGGACCUUAAUGAUGGACGCCGCCUUUUUAAGGCACCAUGUUUUGAGGAUGAGAGGAGACAUGAUAGAAGUGUACAAGAUAUUAAGAGGAAUAGACAGAGUGGACAGCCAGCGCCUCUUCCCCAGGGCACCACUGCUCAGUACAAGAGGACAUGGCUUUAAGGUAAGGGGAGGGAAGUUCAAGGGGGAUAUUAGAGGAAAGUUUUUCACACAGAGAGUGGUUGGUGCGUGGAAUGCACUGCCUGUGUCGGUGGUGGAGGCAGAUGCAUUAAGAGACUGCUAGACAGGUAUAUGGAGGAAUUUAAGGUAGGCUAUAUGGGAGGCAGGGUUUGAGGGUCGGCACAACAUUGUGGGCCGAAGGGCCUGUAAUGUGCUGUAUGUUCUUUGCCUUCAAUGCUGGGGAAGCUAGUGCCAGUGAUGGAGCUGGCUGAGAUUGCAGCCCUUGGCAGCUUUCUCCAGACCUGCGUAAUAGCCCCCAGCCACCCCCCCCCCACCACCCCAUACCAGGCAGUGAAGUUAGAAUGCUCUCCACGCUAUAUAUCUGCAGAAAUUUUCCAGACUGUUUAGUGAUAUGCCAAAUCUCUUCAAAAUAUAGCGGCCGGUGUACUUUCUCCGUGAUUGCCCCAAUACGUUGGGUCCGGGACAGACCUUCAGAGAUAUUUCUGAAGAAAUAACCUGGGUCUAAUGUAUUUCUAAUAUGGAGAAUAACCUGUGAUUAAUACAAAUGAUGGUUGGCAAACAGUAGGGGUUUGAUGGGCCGUAAGUCCUACUUCCCCGAUAAAUGAAUCUAUAGCUUUACCUAAGGGUCUCUAAUAGCCCCUUUCCAGGGCAACAACCUCACAAACACUUCACAGUGGGGCAGGUAAGAAAAAACAAAGGAACCUUAUCUCACAUCUACAUGGUUGUGAGACACACUUUCGGAGACCCAACACAGACCUGGUCGCAGCUCAAAUGCAUGUAGCUUCACAUCAGACUCCCACCAGAAGGCACUGCCCACUCGGCCUCCCAUAAGGUAAAUGUCAAUGGCCUUUUCUCCGUCCCACUGGGUCCCGAGGCCAACUGUGGUCCAUUCCACUGGCUGCUUACCUCUUAAACACUUCCCCGAUUUAGUGAUGGCCAAUAACCGCCAUCCUCAUUAAAAUUCUUCAAAGGAAUAUUCAUAAUGCAGUGGUAGAGCUGCUGCCUUAGAUCUCUGGAGAGUGGGUUUCAAUGCCGACUACUGGCUCUGUCUGUGUGAGCACCUUCUCCCCGUGACUGUGUGGCUUUCCUCUGGGUGCUCUGGUUUCCUCCUACAGUUCCAAUGACGGGCUGGUUGGUGGGUCAAUUGCCCCUGCUGUGUAGAGGGUGUGGAGUUUUCCAUUCUCCCUGAUUUCCCCUGGACGUAAGGGUUGGCGGGUCAAUUGCCCCCAGGGAGGGGUAGAAUCUGAGGGAGUGUGGUUAAUAGGUAUCAGGGGAAAACAAUAAAGCAAGAUUAAGAUGGAUUCUUGCAGAUGGGUGACAGAUGGCUGGCACAGUCCGAGGUGCCCGGUCUUUUCCGUACUUCCGUACUUUGAAGGAGAUUGAGACCCCCACUAUCUCCCAAGGACCAGAUCAUAAUAAAGUCAAGGGAUGGAUUUUGAGGAGAAAACUAGACAGACUGACCCCUGACUCUCUUGUUUUUUAAGACCAUAAGAUAUAGGAGCAGAAUUAGGCUAUUUGGCCCAUUGCGUCUGCUGUCAUUUCAUGAUGGCUGAUCUAUUUCCCUCUCAGUCCCAGUCUCCUGCCUUCUCCCUGUAUCCCUUCAUGCCCUGACCAAUCAAAAUCUUAUCAACUUCUGCCUUAAAUAUACAUAAGGACUUGGCCUCCACUGCCACCUGUGGUAAUGAAUUCCACAGAUUCACCACUCUCUGGCGAAAGAAGUUCUUCUCAUCUCCAUGCUAGAAGGAUGCCCCUCUAUUCUGAGGCCGUGUCCACUGGUCCUAGACUUCCCCACCAUAGAAAGCAUCAUUCUCCACAUCCACUCUUUUGAGGCCUUGAACAUUUUAGGUUUCAAUGAAACCUCAUUCGUCUGAAUUCCAAUGAACACAGGCCCAGAGCCAUCAAACAUUCUUCAUAUGAUAAGCCUUUCAAUCCUGGAAUCAUUUUCCUGAGCCUCCUUUGAGCCCUCUCCAGCAACAGCACAUCCUUCCUUACAUAAGGAGCCCAAACCUGCUCACAAUUCCCCAAGUGAGGCCGCACCAGUGCUUUCUCAAGCCUCAACAUUAAGUACUUGCUUUUAUAUUCUAGUCUUCUUGAAAAGAAUGCUAAACUUGCAUUUGCCUUCCUCAACACCAACUCAACCUGCAAAUUAACUUGUAGGUAAUCGUGCACAAGGACUCCAGUCACUUUGCUUUGCAUCUCUGAUGUUUGAAUCUUUUCCCACUUAGAAACUAGACUACAAUGUUAUUUCUUCUUUGAAAGUGCAUGACCGUACAAUUCCCGACACCGCAUUCUAUCUGCCACUUCUUUGCCCAUUCUCCGAAUCUGUCUAAGUCCUUCUCAACACCACCUGCCUCCGUAUCGUCCGCAAACUUGGCCACAAGGCCAUCAAUAUGCGAGCGGGGUGGGAGCAGAAGAACCCGCUGGAGCGAAGGGCAGCUGCAAAAUCUUUAUUGGAACAGCCACAGGACAAAGCAACGUACGAAUCACAUUACAAACACAUCGAUAAAUAUAAGCUGUAAUGUAGCGAUCACGUGGUGACAGCAGAGACCAUCCUGGAGAUUCAAACUAGAGGACAUGAUUUGAGCGUGCUUUUCCUUGGGCACCGAAGGGUUAACAUUAGAGGGCGCCAUGGUAGCAUGACACUAUUACAGCUCGGGGCGUUCCAGGGUUCAGAGUUCAAUUCCGGGCCGUUGGGUAAAGGAAUUUAUCUUAUGGUCUUAUGGAAUUUCUGUGCAUCCCUCCCAUGGGAUGUGUGGGUUCUCCCCCUGGAGUUUGGUUUCCCUCCCACGGUGCAAAGACAUACAAGGUUGGUUAAUUGGUCACUGUAAAUCGUCUCAUGAUUGGGUUCUCCCCCGCGCCUCGGGCAGCAACCUUUGGCCUGUUCCUUUUCACGAGGAGAGUCGCCAGCUCGACGCUCAACCCAGCACAGAUGAAAAGUGUGCAAGGAGGCGGCCGGACUCGAACCCGUGACCGCUCGCCUCAGCGUUAGGGCUAAUGGGGGUUGUGGGUCAGAAAGGGCCGGCUCCCCACUGUAUCACUCAGUAAAAUAAACUCUGACUCUGUCAGCACGGAUGCUGCCUGACCUGCUGAGUACAGGAUUGAAUUAACUGGGUGGCCCCCUCUCCCACUGGCUCCCUGUGAGCAGAAUGCAUCACUUCACUCCCAUAAUCCCAUGCUGAUGUACCACUAGGUCCGGACCAGAAUUCCUUCUCCUUGUAACUUUCCGCUGGAGAGUCCCAGACAUAGCCAGGACUCUCCCCAUCCCAACCUAGGCUCAGAGACAUAGAACAUGAAAAAGGACAGUGCAGAAGCAGGAACUUUUGGCACAGAAUACCUACACCAAACAGGAAGAAAUUAAUCUCAUCCCUCUAGUCCCUGUAUAUUCAUGUAACUGAAGAACACCACGAUUCUGUCUGGUAGCACGCUACCGAUACCUCCUUUGAAGCAUCAGCAGAUUUUCUUGUGUCCGUGGAUAGUGGUGAUCACCGAGCUUGCAGACGUUUCGGCUCCCAUCGAGAAGCCAUCAUCAGUGCUCAGUUGAGGGUCUUGUCUACUCAGAGUGUCAGCUUUGAUAACCCCCUGGGGUCCGAGGGGCUGUGGAUUGGGCACCAUGACCUGGUUGACUGAUUCAAAGCAGCAUGAACAGUUUAGCAGGAGGAGACUCUGCAUGGCUAGCUUCGACCGAGGUCCACCGGAAGAGUUUGCUUUGCUGUCCAGAUCCCGAGAUCGCUGGAGAUCGGUUGACUGUUGACGUCGUUGUUUCUCUUUGCCCCAUCCAUGCAGACCCUGGGGGGAGUACGUAAUCUGGCAUUCUGAUGAGGCAACAUUCUCAGCUGUGCACUGACGAUGGCUUCUCAAUCGGAACCGCAACGUCUGCAAACAUUCUGCCAAGCUCGGCGAUCUACCAACCAACCAACUCAAGCUGACAAUAUUCCGCAAGAUUUCAAACAGGUACCUCUUUACCCCUGGUGUAAAUAAAACCCCUACCCCUUUAAAGAGAUCCCCUUUGAGCUUGCCCCCUAAGCACACUGAACGCUGGCCAAGGAUGGACCUCUUUGUCACUGGGGAUUGUGGGAAGGUCACCACUAUCCAUGGACACAAGAAAAUCUGCUGAUGCUGGAAUUCCAAAGCAAGGCACACAAGAUGCCGGAGGAUCUCGGCAGGUCAGGCAGCGUCUAUGAAGAGGAGUUAACAGCUGACAUCUCGGGCCGAGACUGCUAAUACUACACAAGGCUGUGUUUUCCACGUAACAACCAGAAUAUUCUCUGAGGCACAGGAAUCUGCAGCAACCAACCGGAAUGGGAAAUUGAAGAAGAGAGAAGGUGGGGGGGGGGGGAAGUAAUUCUGCUUUCUCCCUCCUUCCUUUCAAGUUCUGAUGAAGGGUCUUGGUCCAAAACGCAGGCUAGUGGAACUCAGUGAGUUGAGCAUCUGUGGGCAGUGAGGGUGGGGGGAGGAAGUAUCAAUAUUUCAGAUCGAAACCCUGUAACAAGACAGAGAGUGGGAGUGGGGGGAGAUGGCCAGUAUGGAGAGAUGAGGGUGAGUGGUCAGUCAGGGGCCAGAGAUAAUUGGUGGGCUGAGGGUGGGGGGGGGUGGAGAUGGCCAGUAUAGAGGGAUGAGGGUGAGUGGUCAGACAAGAGGGCCAGAGAUGACUGAUGGGCUGAGGGUGGUGGGGAGAGAUGGCCAGUAUAGAGGGAUGAGGGUGAGUGGUCAGACAAGGGGGUCCAGGGAUGACUGGUGGGCUGAGGGUGGUGGGGAGAGAUGGCCAGUAUAGAGGGA
Messenger RNA from Hypanus sabinus (Atlantic stingray), 16736 nucleotides. RefSeq names its product prolactin-releasing peptide receptor-like. NCBI's taxonomy places the organism in Eukaryota, Metazoa, Chordata, Chondrichthyes, Myliobatiformes, Dasyatidae. The record is from RefSeq and is a predicted model, not a curated record. The transcript has 2 exons. Gene Ontology annotation, molecular function: neuropeptide Y receptor activity; neuropeptide binding. Gene Ontology annotation, biological process: G protein-coupled receptor signaling pathway. Gene Ontology annotation, cellular component: neuron projection; plasma membrane. Bases 894 to 1892 code for a protein of 332 amino acids.